Messenger RNA from Camellia sinensis, 945 nucleotides. Lineage: Eukaryota; Viridiplantae; Streptophyta; Magnoliopsida; Ericales; Theaceae. The record is from RefSeq and is a predicted model, not a curated record.
AUGUAUACAACCUUUUCCAUGAAGGAGCUUGACUUUGUCAAUUAUUUCUUGAGUAUCUCUGUCACCAAAGCUACUUGUGGUUAUGCCCUUUCUCAGCAAAAAUAUGCCUCAGAUUCGUUGGCCAAAGCUGGAAUGAGUGACUGCAAAUCUUACUCUUCUUCCAUGGCUACUAAGUUCAUUUCCAGUUCUUUUACUACAGCAGAUGAUUGUCCCUUUUCUCAGCCAGCUUUGUACAGAAGUUUGGUAGGAGCACUUCAAUAUCUUACCCUUACUAGACCAGAUUUAGCCUUUGUGGUUAAUCAUCUUUGUCAAUUCAUGCACUCACCCUUGACUAGUCAUUUAACCUCAGUCAAAAGGUUACUAAGGUAUCUUAAAGGGACCUUAUCUUAUGGUCUUCAUUUCUCUCCUGGACCUCUUCUUCUCAAUGCAUACUCAGACUCAGAUUGGGCAGGUAAUGUCCUUGAUCGAAGGUCCACCACUGGUUACUGUGUCUAUCUUGGUCCUAACCUCAUCUCUUGGUCUGCCAAGAAACAACCAAAUGUGUCUAGAUCAUCUUCUGAGGCUGAAUAUCGAGCUUUAGCACAAACUUUAGCCGAGCUUAGUUGGAUUGGGAUGUUGCUUGCUGAACUUCAUAUCUCUAUUCCUGUGCCUACCCUAUGGUGUGACAACUUAUCUGCCAUAGCUAUGAGUAACAACCAUAUUUUUCAUGCCCGUACUAAACACAUUGAGGUGGAUUAUCACUUUGUUCGUGAAGAGUUGCCUCCAAGAAGCUUCAUAUCUGUCAUAUCCCCUCUUUUGAUCAGAUUGCUGAUGUUUACUAAACCCUUAUCUGUGGCUCGAUUUCAAUAUCUUCAGCACCAGCUCAAUGUCCUUCCCAGUCCACUGAGCUUGAGGGGGCAUGAUAAGCAACAUGAUAAGUCACAGCUAUCACAACUCACACAGUAG